AUGGUGCUCCCUCGUCAGGAAAUCUGCAUCAAUGGUCGCAUAUACGAUGUCACUGAGUUCAUCAAUCGUCAUCCAGGUGGUAAGAUUAUCCUCUUCCAAGUUGGUGCUGAUGCCACUGAUGCUUUUCGUGAGUUUCAUGCUGGCAGUGAGAAGGCAGAGAAGAUCCUCAAAACCCUACCAUCCCGUGAUGAUGACGGUACUUUCCUUCCUUCAACCCAACGCUCCAUCAUGGAUGAUUUCAAACGCCUAAGAGAUGACCUCGUCAGCAGAGGUGUCUUCAAGCCAAGCGUCAUGCAUGUUGUAUACCGCUGCUUGGAAGUCGUUGCUCUCUAUCUCAUUGGCUUCUAUUUGGCUCUGUGCACCAGUAAUGUGUACGUUGGGUGUGCUGUACUUGGUGUAGCUCAAGGUCGUGCUGGUUGGUUGAUGCAUGAAGGAGGUCAUCACUCUCUGACUGGUAACUGGAAAGUUGACCAGUUCCUCCAAGAACUAUUUUUCGGCAUUGGUUGUGGUAUGUCAGCUGCGUGGUGGCGCAAUGCACACAACAAGCAUCACGCUGCUCCUCAGCAUUUAGGGAAAGAUGUUGAUCUCGAGACAUUGCCUCUGGUCGCCUUCAAUAAGGCCGUACUUCGAGGCCGUCUACCGUCUGUCUGGAUCAGAUCACAAGCUGUGUGCUUUGCACCGAUAUCAACACUACUGGUAUCGUUCUUUUGGCAAUUCUACCUACACCCGAGGCAUAUUAUUAGGACAGGUCGACGAAUGGAGUCUUUCUGGCUACUCGUACGCUACUUAGUUAUUGUGUACCUCGGGUUCAGCUAUGGAUUGGUAUCGGUCUUGUUAUGUUACAUCGCAAGUGUGCAUGUUGGUGGUAUGUACAUCUUUGUACACUUCGCUCUAUCACAUACACAUUUACCUGUCAUUAACCAGCAUGGUAGAGCUAACUGGUUGGAAUACGCAUCUAAGCACACAGUUAAUGUGUCAACUAACAAUUAUUUCGUCACAUGGCUCAUGAGUUAUUUGAAUUAUCAAAUAGAGCAUCAUCUCUUCCCGUCAUGUCCCCAGUUUAGAUUCCCUGGUUACGUCAGUAUGAGGGUUCGAGAAUUUUUUCAUAAGCAUGGAUUGAAGUAUAACGAGGUCGGCUAUCUACAUGCACUCAAUCUCACAUUUUCAAAUCUGGCUGCUGUUGCCAUAGUGGAAUAGCUCAAUAGUGUAGGAGAGCAUAGUA
This is a messenger RNA of Perkinsus marinus ATCC 50983, 1222 nucleotides long. Its product is annotated as Delta-5/delta-6 fatty acid desaturase, putative. The coding region runs from base 1 to 1197 and encodes 398 amino acids. Gene Ontology annotation, molecular function: oxidoreductase activity, acting on paired donors, with oxidation of a pair of donors resulting in the reduction of molecular oxygen to two molecules of water; heme binding. The record is from RefSeq and is a predicted model, not a curated record. Gene Ontology annotation, biological process: lipid metabolic process. The transcript has a single exon. Gene Ontology annotation, cellular component: membrane. Lineage: Eukaryota; Perkinsozoa; Perkinsida; Perkinsidae.